AAACAGGAGGAGGAGCUGAAGAAGAGGAGGAGGAGUCAGGGAGUCGGAUAAAAAAUCGAGCCAGCACAACAGAAACAUCCAGUCAGAGGAGGAGGACUGAGGAAAGCAGCUCUGCUGAAAGACGAGAGUGGGAUUUAGCAAAAGGAGGAGGAGGAGCAGAGAGUUUCCUCAUUCCGACUGAAAGCUCCUUUUAUAUCCGACUCAAUGGAAAAUCCACACAACAGAUGAUGAUGUGGAGCUGCUGCUGACAAAGCCCUCACAGAAACCAGAAGAAGAAGCUCAGAGGGCCGAGGUCCAGGUGGUUCAGAAAGGAGCUGACUCCCACAGGUGCAUCAUGGGAAAGCAUACCUGAACAGCUUCUUCUGGUUCCACCUCCACCAACCCAGCAUGCUGGUCAGGUUAAUCCCAAAAAGGAGCUCUCCAAGAGGAGCAGGAGGGCUGAUGAUGAUGAUGAUGAUGAUGAUGGUGGUGGUGGUGGUGGUAGGGGCACAGACAGCAAAUCUGGACAAGCUGGAGAGCGAGGAGAGUCUGGAGAUCCUGGAGGAGGAUGCAGUCGACAGCACCAAAAUGUUGGACCCAACGUCCUCUGAUGUGUCUCAAGUGUCCCCUCACAGCUCCUGGUUGAUCUUCACAAAGAACUCCAACAAGGGGGACAACAGGAGAACCAAAGGCACCAGGAGAACCUCCAAGCACGGCCUUCCAGGACCCCCUGGCCCUCCAGGACCCCCAGGGCCCCCAGGUCCACCUGCACCCCUGCUACCCCAACAACAGGAGCUCAUCCAGGAGCUGCAACUCAAGCUGAGAGACAUGGUGAGUGGAGUGUGUUUGCAGUGUGAUCAUCCUCCUCGCGUCUCCACCUCCUUCUUCAGUCGCCUCCUGCAUGCCGUCUCCAUCCCACGCCGUAGCCUGCUGGAGCUGCAGUCAUUCAGCAAGCUGUCGGACUCGGAGCGGAGCCUCCAGAGGGGCCACAGCUUCAACAGCAGCACCGGCCGCUACAUGGCACCCGUCUCUGGCUUCUACCAGCUGACCGCCAGCCUCCUGAUAGAAUCAGGUGACAGAGUUCAGGUACGUCUCAGAGACAGCGUGAGAGCAGCGAUCUGCAUAGAGUCUCUCUGCCAGAGUAACCUCUCCAUAGAGUCAGUGAUGGGUGUGGCAGCAGCUGGAGGAACCUUCAGCAUCCUGCUGACAGGAACUCUCUACCUGCAGGCUGGGGAGUACGUGUCGGUGUUCCUGGACAAUGCGACUGGUUCAGCCAUCAGUAUCCUGCAGGAUUCAGUAUUCUCUGGAAUACUGUUGGGAAUCUGAUAUCAGCCAAUCUGCUCCUGAACCUGAAAACUGAUGCUGCUUCUUGAAAGGGCGCGAACAUGAAAUCAGAUUGGAUGAUGAACAAAACAUUAGCCUGGAAACAUAUAAAGGAUAACAUUGCAGGAAAACAUUGUGAGCCUUCUGAAUUGGGUUAGAUCGGACAUCCACAGAAAACCAGGACCCAUGAGGACCUCAGUUUUACAGCAAAGUUAAUGUAUAUAAGAAGGUUUUGGGGAAACAGGAUGAUCUGUAGAAAACCUCUGCAUCUUUCCUACCAAACCAACUUUAAUAUAAUAACAUUGUGGAGAUAUAGUAAUGCCUAAUUUAUAAGCUGAAACAUGUCUAAUGUUUAAUCUGAAUGUGUUGAGGAAACCCGGUGGUCAAAUGUCACCACUACAUCUCGGGGUUAUUUCUCCUUUUUUUAAACUACUUUCCUCCAACAUGCUGAGAAUGUUGUGAUCAUCUUUAUGCUGAUGACACUGGUUUUUACCUUCAAACUCUUCGGUCUGACCAGUGUUUGGUCUGUGUUCAUUUUAAAGUCGGACAGGAAGAGGACAAACAAGGAUUUUACUGCCUCUUGAUCCCAUGUGAUCCAACUGUUUGAUGACGAUAAGGAUUUCCAGAAUCUCAUCAACUCAUAUUUUAUUCCCAGUAGAAGAUCAACAACAUGUCAGAGGAUGAAAAGGAGACUUUUCACCAUGUGAUGGAAAAUGUGAGCUGAUAGUGAAUCUGAUGCAGCAACACGUCUGGAAAAAUGUUAAAAUGUUCUUCUGAAUCAUUCUGCUGUUAGUGAAGAGAUUUCUGCUUUUAUUGUUGAGAACGAUGUGAUGAGUUACGUUACCAUACAGUCAUUUAGCUGACACUUUUAUCCGAAGUGACUUACAGUGGUUGGGCAGCAGCAUUCAGGGUCUGGGAGGUUUUAAUGUCCACCCCUGUGGGAUCUGAACUGGUCUCCGGCAUGGGGUUGUAUAUCCAUCCUCUUUCCUCCUUCAUAUUUAUUCUCUUUAAGUUGUGAACAUUUCUGAUAAUAAAAGCUUUUUACUCCUG
Molecule: messenger RNA, 2352 nt
Organism: Melanotaenia boesemani (Boeseman's rainbowfish)
Lineage: Eukaryota; Metazoa; Chordata; Actinopteri; Atheriniformes; Melanotaeniidae
Product: erythroferrone
Exons: 8
Coding region: 388-1305 (305 amino acids)
Molecular function (GO): hormone activity
Source: RefSeq, a predicted model, not a curated record